AUGUCUGAGACAACUGCUGUCGAAAUCCGUGGAUCAGAUACAAAUGAAGAUGCCACAAAAUACAAAACAAGUGAACCACUCAGCGAUAACGAUGUGGAAAAGAAAGACAAUGAGUCCGACAGAUCUGAAAUUUCCCCAACGGACAGUGAUGAUUUAGACUUGGUAAAAUUCCCGUCGAAGAGUAUCAAUGAAGAGUACAUUGAAUAUCGGGAAACUUCGAAAACGUUGAUGUACUUAAUAGGUUAGUUUGAAAUAUAUUUUGUGCUAAGGGUUUGAAAUAAUAUGCUGUAAUUUAUUUUAUAUUUUGUUCGUUUAGGUAAAUUUUUUAUCGAUUUGCAAGAAAUAUUUUCGUAACACUUCCUUCUCCUAUUAGUUUUUCUUAGAUCCAUAAAUAAUAUGAGCGUUUUAAGAUCGUAUAGAUAUUUAAUUUGAAAAUGGAAAACCUAAUAAAAAUGUUAUACGUAUUUGUUGUUGUUGUAUCGGUAAUAAUGAUUAACAUGGAAAAUUGUUGCGAAUGAUUUUAAUUGCACAUAGAAUUUUGGUAAUUGUUUAGGAGCCAUAGAAAAAACACGUGAACAUAAAAGUACCACUAUAUUUAUAUUAUUAACUAAAAAGUAACUACAUAAUUACUUUACUUUUAAGUGUAUUGCAUAUAGCAUAUGAUAAAAUAUUUAAUAAUAAAUUAUCUUAUCGUUAUCUCUUCGUCUCUAUUUUUAACUUUAUCAUCAAUGGAACAUACGCUUUUAAUUGGUUUUUCGAAAUCCGUUAAAAAUGAUAGCUCUUCAAAUAACCAAGAUGAUGGUUGAUAGAACGUCGUCUAUCCCAGCACCAUUUUGGACUUUUGGACGACUUUUGGAGUCGUUAAAUUUUUAAAAUUCUUUUCAAAAGUUACUUCUUAAUGUAUUAAUGUUUGUUUUUGACAUCUUCAAUCGUAGGUUCACUUUUCAAAUGUUUAUAAUAAAAUAAACGUUUUUUAUAGACAGAAUGUUUUUCAUCUCUAUUGGAGUACUCUUUAAAACGAAUAUCCCACAAUUCAGGUAAUUGUUUGUACUCAGAAAUAAAAUCACGCAAAAUGGCCUGAUCGCGGAAUUCACGGCUUGUGGUUUUACUUCGCUGCGAUGUCAAUACUGAUUAAGUGUUAAUAUCGACCUCACACUAUCAAUAUAAUCGCCAGUGAACAAAUACUGACGACUUGAUAUCCGAAUUUUUCAUCAGUCAUCAGUAUCGUAUUUCCAUACUGAGAGUACAUUAGUAUUCACAUUAUACGAUCAAUAAUACUGCCAGUAUAAAAAAUACUGUCAAUAAUAUUGACCGUGUAAGGGCCGCAGUAGUAUAUUCAAUUUGUUUUCUAAUGAUGGCGAUGUACAUAAGAAUACGAAUAUCCAUACCUACUGUUUAUGAGUUAUAAUAUUGACCGCAGAAGGGGAGGCACUUUCACCGUGCAUACCUACAUUUUUAGAUAUGUAAGCCUAAAAGUGACGGUGUAUGAAUUUCAGAUAAUAGAGACCGAGAAAAAGUGUCAAAGUGGAUAAAUAAACUAGACACAAUGGACGAAAAAGGAUGCAUGAACGAGCGGUUGCUCUACUUUAAGUAUCUGACAGCAACACUGAGUGGUCCGUAUGGAUUAGUAGAGCCAUUUACUUCAAUCCCCCCGAAUUCAGUGAGGCCACUGCACAUGGUCCUACCACCCAUUGUCUUGGCAGACCUAAUGGAUGAUCAACCAAUUUUACACCAGAGCAGGCGUAAAGGAAUCGGGCGUAAACCGACAUCGAAGGCCAUAUCUAUUCAACGGGACUACAAGUUUUUUGAACAACAACUAUUCCCACCAGAAGGCCUGAUCUGCUACGCGGCCGCAUUUAGCAGUGCACCAUAA
Molecule: messenger RNA, 1873 nt
Organism: Cinara cedri
Lineage: Eukaryota; Metazoa; Arthropoda; Insecta; Hemiptera; Aphididae
Source: the annotation of a GenBank genome assembly